Synchiropus splendidus (mandarinfish) is the source of this 5196-nucleotide messenger RNA. It is a transcript of the gene mrtfab, whose product is annotated as myocardin related transcription factor Ab. Gene Ontology annotation, biological process: smooth muscle cell differentiation. Bases 457 to 4041 code for a protein of 1194 amino acids. The transcript is spliced from 18 exons. The record is from RefSeq and is a predicted model, not a curated record. Lineage: Eukaryota; Metazoa; Chordata; Actinopteri; Syngnathiformes; Callionymidae.
CUGCUGUCCUCUCUUCCUCUACCACAAGCCUCUCUUCAGCUUCUCUUCCCGGUUCUGUUUUUGUUCUCGACUUGCCCUGUGGAUUUCUGUCUUCCGUCCUUUACACGUCUUUUUGGGAACUGCACCAGUCGUGACUGGCUUACAUUCCCUGCAAAUGGAAAGGAGAUGAGGAAACAAAGAUAAUUGCUGAUACUGACACAAGGGAAAGGCGGUGGUGUUCGAGGGAGUCUUCCGUUUCUUGUUGGCGUUCAUCUAUUUUUAAGUGGACGCUAAACCACUUGAAUUGGAGUUUGGUUAGUUAGUGCUCUUCCCUUGGGAAGAGUGGACAGCUAUUUAAAGGGACAGCUGGCACGAUUUGACACGUCAAGGACUCAAGCCAUCCUAAUGUUGGAACUUGGAUGGCUAACUGCGUUCAAAUGAAAAGAUUCCUAUUUAUCAUUUAAAGUGAUCCUCUGAAUGAUUAUGCUGGACACCAAUCACUGCCUGUCUUUUGAGCCCUCCCCCUUGGUCUGUUCUCCAAUGGAAGAUGAUAUGGAUAAGUCAGGGCUGAAGAUGGAUCAUGACAGACAUGUCUAUCACAGCCUGAAAGAAGUCCUCCAGCUUAAGCUCCAGCAAAGACGAACUCGAGAGGAACUGGUCAGCCAAGGGAUCAUGCCACCUCUAAAGAGCCCGGCAGCUUUCCAUGAACAGCGGCGCAGUCUGGAAAGAGCAAGGACUGAAGACUAUCUCAAGAGGAAGAUCCGGAGUCGUCCGGAGCGAUCAGAAUUGGUCAGGAUGCACAUUCUGGAGGAAACCUCGGCUGAGCCGUCCCUGCAAGCCAAGCAGCUUCAGCUCAAAAGGGCUCGACUGGCCGAUGACCUCAAUGACAAGAUCUCGCACAGACCUGGCCCAAUCGAGCUAGUUCAUAAGAACAUCUUGUCUGUCACAAUCCCGUUGCAACACUCACCACUGGAAUCUCCGAAUGGAGCGGGAGGCGAGAGCUCAUCCCUGGAUGAGGACAGCAGUGAUGCUCUGUCGCCGGAGCAGUUGAACAAUCAUGACUCUCCGCUCAGUGCUGCCCCACAGCUGUCACCAUCAGAGGCUCUGGUCCAGAAUGGUUCUGCCUCCCCCACACAGUUUCUGUCGCAGCCACCUCCGCCACCUCCUGCUCCACCUCCCCCUCCACAGAUAAACGACUCUGACUCACCACCGCCACUGAAAUUAACUAACGGGGCAUCGGGAAUUUCCAUCACUGCCCGCCCGUCUUCUGGACAUUUUAAGGCCAAGUCGAGUUCAGAUCGUUCUUCACAUAGAUCUAAGAAGCCAAAGGACAGCAAACCCAAGGUGAAGAAGCUGAAGUACCACCAGUACAUCCCACCGGACCAGAAGGCUGACAAAGAACGUCCACCUCAGAUGGACUCGUCCUAUGCCAAGCUUCUUCAGCAGCAGCAGCUUUUCUUGCAGCUGCAGAUCCUGAACCAGCAACAACAGCACUACAACUACCACACCAUCCUGCCUGCUCCACCAAAGCCAUCAAGCGAGCAGCCUCCGACCCCCAACUCUGGCCCUUCCCCCUCGCGCUGUGUUCCCCCCACAACCACGUCGGCUCCUACUACUCAAGGCACAACCACCAGACAGAGUCAAAGUGCCGCAGGUGGAGCCAAACCUGGGACUUUACCUGCCAACCUGGAUGAGUUUAAAGUGGCAGAGUUGAAGCAGGAGCUUAAAUUGCGUGGCCUCACUGUCUCUGGCACUAAGAACGACCUCAUUGAGAGGCUCCGCAACUACCAAGAGCAAAACGGCAACUCCUCAGCUGCGCUGAAAAAUGGCAUUUCCAAUCCGGCAGCCACUGCAAACGCACCUACUUCCUCUCCGACCACAGCCACCACCCCAGACCACACACCAGGAGACGGGAGCCUCAAGAUAUCCCUCUCCUCUCUGGGUCAGGCUGUUCCAGGACGGGUCAUGCGCUUUGGCAGCACCAGUUCUAGUCCUCCUGUGUCGCCCAGUCCGUCUGAGCGGUCCCUGGCAGGGAUGAGUCCAGAUGAAACCAGCUGUAAUGGCGACCUGUUUGGAGAAAUGGUGAGCUCUCCCCUCACCCAGCUCACCCUCCAUCCUUCCCCGCAGCACCCACCAAACGUCUCGCCACUUUCACAAGCAUCACAGAUCAAAGAAGAGUCCCAAUACUCAUGCGGCUUGUCUCGCUCCUCCUGUUCCUCACUCCAGCCGGUGGAGUCCUUGGACAAAGACCAGAUGCUCCAGGAGAAGGACAAACAGAUCGAAGAGCUGACCAAGAUGCUGAAGCAGAAACAGAGGCUAGUGGAGACCCUGAGGUCCCAGCUGGAGCAAGGCAAAGUCGGCGUCGUGGUAACGGGAGAGGUCAGAGAAAACCCCCCUCUCAUCCCUAAUGGAGUAACUGUGAAGGUAAAGCAGGAGAUGGAGCCAGAGGAAAGGAUGGAGGGGGUGGCAGAGGAGGCCCAGACUAAAAAAGCCAGCCAACCCAUGCAGUGCUCUCAGGAGACGCUGCUGCGCCUGCAGCAGAUCCACCGGCUGCAGCUCCAACAAGCGGAGCAGCAAAAACAGCAGAAACCUGCUGAGAACCAGUCCGACCUGCAACAGAAGCAGCAGCAACAGAAGAAAGAGGCUCAAAUCCUGCUUCAGCAGCAGCAGCUCCAGCAGCUCAUCAUCCAGCAGACACAGCAGAAGCAGCUCCAGGCCCAGCAGAAGCUCAUACAGCACAAACUGGCCCAGCAGAAACUCAAAGGACAAAUCCAAACGCCACAGAAAAACCACAUGCAGCAGAAGCAGGCUCCGAUGCUGAACCAGAAACUUGUAGUCAACCAAGCUCAGCAGAGGAAGCAGCUGAAGGCUCAGCACCAGAAGCAGCAGCAGGCACUGGCUACGCAGCAGCUCACGUCAGUCUUCAUCAAUCAGCAGAACAGCUCCCAGGUCCAAACUCAGGCCAUCUCGCUGGACCUCCUCAAGGCCAACGGUACACCAACCCUGGUCACAGACAGCAAUGGAAACCACUAUUUGAUCGCCCUCACCAGUCCGACCGCAGACAGGCAGAACCGAACGUCCCCAGCAGCCAAAUGCAACGGGCGUGUCACCCUGCAGAGAAUCCAGUCGAGUCCCAGCAAACUGCCCAGCAUGAACGGCCAGUCACAGGAGACGAAAGAGGCGGAGCCUGUCAGUCAACCAAUCAAAAAGGGACCGAAGACAAGUCUGCACUUGGACACUAACGGAGCCCCCCAGUCCAGCCCGGUGGUCAGCGCUCCUCCGAGCCUGCAGCCGUUCUUCGAUGACACAUCGAUUGACGGCGAAAGCCAAAACAACAUCGCCUCUCCUCUCAAGAGAGAGGAGGUGUGUCCGCCUUAUGACCGGCACACACUGUUCACCCCUCCCUCUCCCAGACCCAACACCUCCCUCCCUUCUCAACGCUCCGAACAAAACGGAGUCAACAGUCAGCAGAUGGACGAUCUGUUCGACAUCUUGCUCAAGAGCGGAGAAAUCCCCUCUUUCAAGUCUCCCCCAGAGCCUUCCCUCACCCCCCUCCAAACCGAGCUUCUCCCCCCAGGCUCCCCUCUUUCCCCUCUUCACUUGUCGCCUCCCAGAGAGCCAGCAGAGCCGCCACUGUCCGAGCCUUGCCCCCGCAGCGGGCGCCUGGAGGACUUCCUGGAGAGCACGACGGGGGCUCCGCUGCUGGGGGUGGAGCCAGACGGCGGGUUGACGCUGAUCGACGACCUCCACAGCCAAAUGCUGAGCACAGCUAGCAUCCUGGACCACCCGUCCUCCCCCAUGGACACCUCUGACCUGGGCUUCUCCCCACACUCCACCGGCCUGGACUUUGGUGACCCCACACUGGACAGCAUGGACUGGUUAGACAUCUCCAUGGUGGGAAAUGGAAGCAGCGGAGGAGUCCAAGGUGAGAGUGGAGUGGGAGGGGGAAGAGAGGGCGGCACGAGUCUGGCCCCGCUGGCACCUCACACUCCACAGAGCGUCUUUUCUACCGACUUUCUGGACAGUACGGACCUUCAGCUACACUGGGAGUCAUGUCUGUAGCUUCGCACACACACACACACACACACACACACACACACACACACACACACACACACACACACACACACACACACAUACACAGACACACGCUGUGUAAAGGCUCUGACUUGGCUUCACGCCGACUCGUCUGCUGUCUGUGACUCUGCUGGUCUUCGGCACAUGUGACCGUUUGUCUCUCACUGGCUGAAUGAGGUGAUGGACUGAAGUGGCUUGUGAUUUUUGAAUUAGACUUAAGGGAUCUGCGCCGGUUCUGACCUGCAGGUCGACAGUUUCAUCCCCUGGGAAUGCAGAGGAGAGUGACUCCAGGGUUUUUGUGUCAGUGCCUCCUAAACUUUUGCACUUAUGCUGAUGCUGAUUGGUUCAGGGGAGGGAAGGUUUCCAGACCAGCGCCACCUAAUGUUGAGUCAUUGAUCAGUCGAUGGCGUGAACAGAAAGGCAGCUGUCCGUGGAGAACUGAGCCCCGUCCACACUGGUCAGUAACUCUCCGUGUAUCAUUCAAUUUAGAGAUCCACAUUUUGCAAAUUGGAAAUUCCCUAAACCAGCUAGUGGGUGACAUCAUGGCCACAAAAGUGGACUGAAAAAAUCCUGAUAAUUAUCCUGUCAAUUGAAGUCCAUCUUUGUAAGUAUUCAUUUCUGUCUCAUAUCUACAUGUUAUUAACAUGAGAUGCAGCAAAUGUAUUUUAUAGAAAAAUAUUAAAGCAACUAUCAGACAAAAUGAAUGAAUCCUAUUUCAAUUUGAUAAAACUAAUAUUGCAUGACCUGUUUCCCAAAGAAACAUUUGUUCAACACCGGCAGAUUUUAUUUUAUUUUUUUCCAAAAACAUCCUUAACUCAAUUUGAAAUUGAAUGAUACACGGAACUAAAACAACCGUCACAGGUUGGCACUUGCUAUGGAAACAAACCAUAUCAGUGGUUUUAAUAGAAGCCUCAGUGGAGGUGGAGUAUUAUUGGAUACAUUAUGGUAGACCACUUUGUAAUGCUGUAUAUGGGGUGUAUAUUAUCAAUUGUCCAUAUGACUAUUUUUCUUUGCUGGAUGCUUCGAGUCGAGCGGGCCAGCCGGGGACGGAGGCUUCCAAAAAUACUUGGACCUUGACCGUUUUUUUAAAGAAAGAAAAGUUGGAAAAUAAAAAAUAAAAAAAUAUGUGAAAAAUCUGAA